Messenger RNA from Hermetia illucens (black soldier fly), 830 nucleotides. RefSeq names its product probable Golgi SNAP receptor complex member 2 (gene Membrin). Bases 117 to 755 code for a protein of 212 amino acids. NCBI's taxonomy places the organism in Eukaryota, Metazoa, Arthropoda, Insecta, Diptera, Stratiomyidae. The record is from RefSeq and is a predicted model, not a curated record. Gene Ontology annotation, biological process: vesicle-mediated transport; vesicle fusion. The transcript has 3 exons. Gene Ontology annotation, molecular function: SNARE binding; SNAP receptor activity. Gene Ontology annotation, cellular component: Golgi apparatus; SNARE complex; late endosome membrane.
CCCACACGUCACCCAGUGACAUUUCUUCGCUGUCACUUGUUCGGUUUUAAAACAUUCCCGUGCCUCUAGUUUUUAAGCUGUUCUCAUUCGUAUAAAAUCAAAUAAUAAUUAAGAAGAUGGACACACUGUAUCACCAAACGAACCGAGUAAUCCAAGAGAUACAACAGCAUUUUCAACUCCUCAACAGUCCACAGGCUAACGAGUUAGAAGUGGCCAACCAGAUCCAGACCAAAAUCGUAUCAGUGAAGGCUAAUUGCGACCGCCUUGAUGUGCUCUUAUUCAAAGUCCCAGUGUCACAAAGACCGAAUGCGAAGAUGCGGGUGGAUCAGCUGAAAUAUGACGUCCGGCACUUGGAGAACGCCCUGAAUAUGUGGCAGCAGAAAAAACAAAAGCGCGAAAUGGAGGCGAGUGCCCGCGAGCAGCUGCUCAAUCGCCGGUUCACCUCCAAUCAGGAGACAGCCAUCGAUUUAGCCGAUGCCGCGUUGGAUCAUAACAAUUCCUUGAUGAAUGCCCAUCAGGGCGUGGACGAAAUGAUGUUCACCGGCAGCAGCAUCCUGGAUAGUCUGAGGAGUCAACGAGAGACGUUAAAGGGCGCGCGGAAGCGAAUUUUGGAUAUUGGGAACACCCUUGGACUGUCGAAUCACACAAUGCGCCUCAUUGAAAAACGUUUAUCUGAGGAUAAAUAUAUUUUGUACGGAGGAAUGUUUGUGACGUUGCUUGUUAUUGUCCUUAUCAUCUACUUUUUUGUCUUCUGAUCACGAAAGUGUCGAAAGUAUCUCUUGUUAUAUCUCGGUAUGCUUAUUGCGAAUAAAAGUCCUUUUUGAAUGGAA